Messenger RNA from Moneuplotes crassus, 1401 nucleotides. Lineage: Eukaryota; Ciliophora; Spirotrichea; Euplotida; Euplotidae. The record is from the annotation of a GenBank genome assembly.
CCGAUUUUUAAUUGUGGAAAAAGGGAAAUGGAGAAAGAGAAAAGUAAUUGAUUUGAGAAAAAUGCUAAAAAGUAUGAGUACGAAAAACUUCAAAUUGAACUGAAAUUGACUCAGAGAGAGCUCAAGCAUAAAGAAAAUCAAAGAGUAAAAGAAGUUGCCCUUCUUGAACAAAAGAUAGAGCUACAAAAAUAAUGAAAUUCAUGAUUUAAAAAGUCAACAGCAAACCCAGAAAGAUCUAUACGAUACUAUGGUGAGAUCUAUAAACGCUAUCAACGGACCAAGUACCACAGAGCAGGAGUGCCUUUCAAUGAUUAAAGACCUCAAAGAAAAACAUGAGAGACAAAUUAUCGAGACAGUUAGUCAUUACACCCAAAAAUGUGAUAAACUCUAUACUUACAUAAAAGAGUCCGAGAGAAUGCAGGAUGACCUUGAAUCUCAAUGGAAGACACAAAAGCGUGAGCUCAAGCUUUCUCAUCAAAUGGAGAUGGAAAACCUUCAAGAAAAGUACAAAUAAACAGAUAUCCAAAAUAAAGAAGAAACUUGUCAGCAAAACUAAAGAAGCAACGUACAGAUCCGACAGUGUUUCCAAGAUCCAGCAAGUCACAGAAAGAAACAUAAUGGAGAUUGAGCAAUUGAGACAAUCAGUUGCUAAUAAGGACUUGUUGUUGAGAGAUAAUAACGACCAAAUAACCUGCCUCAAUAACAAGAUCCAUGGGUUAAGAACAAUCAUCAGUGAGCUGAGAGUGGUUGAGCAAAAGUAUUCCCAACUCUUAGAAAGACCUCAAUUUUCAACAGAAACUUUUGAGGUCAAUAAUCCACCUUGUGAAAAUAUGUAUAUGGAUGAUUGCAAAAGGAAGGCUACUAAAAGUUGUAAAUAAAGUAAAGAGCAAGCACAUCAAGACUUCAAGAGGCAUUGAGCAGAUGAAUAUCUAUGACGAACAAUCCGUCUCAAAGCAAAGUACUAAGAAAGGAAAGAAAAAGAAGAAGCAUGGGAAUCUCAAGAUUAAUAUCAAAGAGAAUAACCCUCCUGGGACAGUAGUCCCUCAGAGUACUCAGGGUCAUACUAAUAUGAGCCCGUUGAUGCAGAAUUAUACCUUUCAGGAGAAAAUGAAACACCAGGAGCAGAACCUAGUUGAGAGGAUGAAUAGAAUAGAGUCUAUUAUUACAAGCAGAAAUAGUUUUGAUAGACUUCCAGAUAAGUCUUAUCGCCCAUUACUCUCCCAGAAUGACUACAAUUAUGAUUAUAGUGUGAAUUAUGCCGUUAGCACAAGGAGAGGAACAGUAUCUCCUCUAUCAUCUCAUAGAAUGACUUCAUACAACACUGCUAAUUCAAGUAUUUGCCCCAAUAGCUCACCUAAGCGUCAGCCUCUUCCUGCUCAUAACCAAAUGCGGCUUUGUUAG